Carica papaya (papaya) is the source of this 2225-nucleotide messenger RNA. The record is from RefSeq and is a predicted model, not a curated record. NCBI's taxonomy places the organism in Eukaryota, Viridiplantae, Streptophyta, Magnoliopsida, Brassicales, Caricaceae.
CCGGAAACCAAACGGCGUCGUAUUCUUCUUCUUCUUACUGAUUUCCAUCUGCAGUCAACUUUUCCUUUUGAAGUUUGACCCCGUAGGCGUAACCAAUUUUCAUUUCUCUGGACCCAUUCCCGAAUUUCCGUCGAUUUUUCUCUAGGAAAUCUAGCUCCAAGAAAAUCCUCGCCAUAGUGUUAGCCUCUCUCUAUACAUAUACACAUAUACUUGUACACGUCUAUAUUCACAAUUAUACAUUUGCAUAACAGAGAUGGAAAGGAGGACUGGUAGUCCCGUGUACGGGCGUCAGUGGAGCGGGGGAUCUAGCAGCACGGGUUCUUCGUCCCCGGCAAUGUCUCCGGCACACCCCCAUUCGCGGCUGCAGGCGGGAGCCGUCGGGGGCUUAUCCACCAUCAAGCGCACCCAGAACGUCGCCGCAAAAGCUGCGGCUCAGCGUCUCGCGCAGGUUAUGGCUUCCCAGAACAACGAAGAAGAAGACGAGGAAGACGAUCUGGAUUUCCGAUUCAGUGCUCCUCCGCCGCCUCGCACUCAUCGUACUCCUUCACCCUUCUCCACCACUGCUAACAACAGUGUCAGUAACAAUAACUUACCCGCGAUUUCGAUUUCAAGACCUAAUAGAUCUCCCUCUCCUGCGUUAGGUCGCAACUUUGUGGAGCAUGUGCCAUGUGUACGGUCCACAUCGGCUGGGAGGCCAUCCAUGUCUGUGCGAUCGACGACUCCGGCUCCGUUGAUGCCACCGAGCAGAGCGCAGCUUAGAACUCCAGUCGCUAUACCUGCGAUCGAGCAUCCUACUAGGAACAGAGAUAAAAGCCAUAUUCUCCUUUGGUGCCUGAUGGUCUAUGAGUUGUGGACCAUGGUGUACAAUCUGUUUGGCAUUAAGUGGGUGAUUGCUGGGUGGUUUGGAAAGAGCAGAAUAGUAGGACUUUUAAUGGUAUUGAGGGUUGCAUCUCUUGGAGAAGGUAUAUCACUGGAGGCCAAAUUAUUGAGUAGGAAGGAAGCAGCCUUACGUCAAAGAGAGGCUGCUCUGAAGGCAGCUAAACAAACAAAAGAUGGAAGAGGUGAGGAGACUGCCUCCCUUCGUUCUGAACUUCAGAACUUGAAAGACGAAGCAGCAACAGCUAUGGAACAGCUCCAAGAAGCAGAGUCUGAAGUAAAGUCCCUUCGUUCAAUGACACAAAGAAUGAUUUUGACCCAGGAGGAAAUGGAAGAAGUUGUCCUAAAGAGAUGUUGGCUUGCUCGCUAUUGGGGAUUAGCUGUGCGUCAUGGCAUUUGUGCGGACAUAGCUGCAUCAAGGCAUGAGCAUUGGUCAGCUUUGGCGCCUCUUCCUUUUGAAGUUGUUGUCUCUGCUGGACAAAAGGCUAAGGAGGAGUCAUGGGAUAGAGGUGGUGAUGAUCCUGAUAGGAGCAAGCUUGUUCGGGAUUUGAGUGAUCUAACUGGAGAAGGAAAUAUCGAGAGUAUGCUUUCAGUUGAAAUGGGUUUGAGAGAACUAGCAUCAUUGAAGGUUGAGGAUGCUGUCGUGCUUGGCUUGGCACAACACAGACGACCAAGUUUGGUUCGACAAACCUUCUCAGACAACAAAACAUCAAGUGAUCCCAAGUUCAUGGAGGCAUUUGAACUAAGUGAAGGAGAGGCAGAAGAUGUUCUUUUUAAAGAGGCUUGGCUAACCUAUUUUUGGAGAAGAGCCAAAGUACACGGUGUGGAAGAGGAUAUUGCAGAAGAAUGUCUUCAGUUUUGGAUCAGUCGUAGUGGGCAGUCACCAACUUCACACGAUGCUGUUGAUGUGGAGCGAGGGUUAGUGGAGCUGAGGAAACUGGGGAUAGAACAGCAACUUUGGGAAGCAUCUAGAAAAGAAAUUGACCAGCCCUCUUUUACUUUCAUUGGUAAUCACGAGCCAGCUGCAGAUUCAUAGACCAUCAUCAUGGCAUACUUGUUUAAAGUUAGUUCUUUCUUUUUCCUUUUUCAUUCUUUUUGAAAUAUCUGAUGUCAAAUUUUUUCUAUAUGUAUAUUUCGGCUUUCCAAUUUUUUUUGUAUUCACAUAUAUGUUGCUCCAUUUUGAUAGUAUCACUUUGCUUUCUUCAUGGAACUAAGCUACUUCGCAUCUGGUGUUGUAGCUGGUACCUGAUUGAGAGAGGUACUAUUGAAUUCUGAGGAUGAUGGUAGGGCUGUAAUUAUCAUAUAAGUGUGUUUUUGCAAUUUUGAAAUCAGAAAUUUAAAAAAAAAAA